GGCAGCAACUGACAUUGUCUCAGUCUUGCACUCCUCUGGAGCUGCCUUUAGGGUAGGGCAUAAGAAAUCACUUGCUUUUCACUGUCUGUGGCAGGAUCUGUUUACGAAAGUGCCUUUGGUCUGAGCCUUGCACCUGAUUUCCAGCUGUCACCAUCACAGCAGAUGUGCGGGUCUCACUCCCUGCCUGCCCUCAGGUCUGGUUACAGCCACAACCUGCUUCCUAGGGCUGAAAUUUAGGUUUCCAGGUGCAAAAGCAAGAACAGUUUGGGUCUGUAGGGUACAAUAGGGAUCCCUGUUUUCAGGCUUUAGAUCCUGGGAAUGCUCGGUGCUUUUGCUGGAGUUCACUGAGGCAGGCAGUGCAGGGAAGUCUCUACUGCUAGACUGGAGCUGGGUGACUCGUGCCAUUGAGCAAACAGAGCAUGGUGAGUGGGGGGGAAUGCAGGCCGGCGCUGUGCCCCAUAUCGUGCCAUAGCUCUCCAAGGAGGAACGCUGGCACUAUUAGUUGUGUCCCCCUCUGCCCUGUGGGACUAGCAUGGCUGUUCACCUCCAGAUGGAGAGAAUUUCCACUUCUGCAGUGGCACUACCCAUAUUCACAUCUUCGGCCUGAUGCCAGUGCUGUGACUGGUAAUUCCAUGCAGAAUGUGUCUUUUCACCCAGAGGGAACAGCUGUCUAGUCCCAGCUGUGGCAUCCUGAAGGCAGCCGAGUGGUUUGCAUGCACCCUCUCCUGACAGACUCACACAGAGAGAUUCCUGACAUUUGGAAUUCCCUCCCUUUCCCAAGUCCAAAGGAAAUUCUGUCUCAGAUUUCCUUGCCAGACACGAUCCUCCACAGCAUCAUGAUCACCAUCCAGAUGGCCAAGAUCUUGCUAGCAUGAGGGAGUCUCUAGCUUUGGAAGAAACUUGCUCCAUUCUGCUGCUUCUCCACAGAGCUGCAUUUUAACGAGCCCCUUCUAAGGCUUAGAGGUUCAGGAGCAAAGUACAAAGAAACGCUGAGAAUAGCUGCUCUUUUGUCCUCAUCUUCAUCUGUGGAUCUCUCCAGAGACAGAUCUUGCCCUGGAGGGAAGGGCAGGGCACAUUAGCCGACAAUUCCUUUUUUCCUGUGAACUUUGUUUAAAUAUUUAACAGAAGAAAACUAAAAAUAUCCCGGGUUAAUGCAGUAGGAACCAGACAGCUGCUCUCUUCUUAGGUGUUCUUCCUCCCAGCCCCUCUUUUCAGGCGCACACGGUGGGGCGAGGGCCCCCAGCCCAGCGAGGAAGGCUGCAGGAGAAAGGCUUCCAGCUCGGGAGGGGCUGCGGUGCAGGGCUGCCAAGGACCAAGAAGGGAGACGGCCGCGGCUCCCUGGGAGCUGCAAGAACCGCAGGAGGGCACAAAUGGGGGUUGUCAGUGCUCGAGCUUCCCCCUUCACGGUGAAGGGACAAGCUGAAUGUCGUGAAUGAUUUUUCCUGCAUGAAGUCUGUGCUGCGGAGUGAAUCCCGGGUCAGGUACAUAACAGCUCACUGGGGAAAGGCCGGCGCUGCGCCAGUCGCUGAAGGGAAGAGGCAAGCGGCAUGAAGGGCAGGUGGCCGCGCAGCUGCCGGACUGGUGCCGAAACCCAUCCAGGUGCUGCAUCCUGCCCUGCGCUGCCCCCAGCGGAUGGGUGACUGGCAAUAGGAGAGCUGGCGGAGGAAGGGAGGGGUGGUGCGGUGCGGUGCGGAGGACGCUUGGACAAGGAGUGUAGAAAGUGAGCAGCAUGAGGCAGGACCUCGCCGUGUGACGAGGUGUUGCUGCAUCUGCGAUGGACCCCGGUGCCUGCAGGAUGCCUUUCCUGGUCUCCUCCAUCCACUCCCUGCAGCUAUGGCACUUCCUCCUCCUGGUUUCAGCCAUUCCUCCACCCGCCGUCUGGUCUCUCCGCCCUCGUGGUCCCAUGGCUGCCCGGCCUCUCUGUGCCCGUCGCAGCCCCUCGGCCCUCCGGCCCAUAUGCAUCUGGGAAAGGACCUCACUGCCGGAGUGGGAUUCACGCCUUGCCACGCCACGCCAGCGGGUCCUGAUCCCCCGAGGAGGGGACCAGCGCCAUACCGUGCGGCUGAGACGCCAAGCAGCAGGAGUCAGGCCUGCCACCCCCUCUGGCUUUGAGGAUGGCAUGCCCUCCUCCCAGUACCCCUGGGCCAUAGUGUGGGGCCCCACAGUGUCAGAUGAGGAUGGAGGGGAUGCCAACUCGGCCAACCCCGGCUUCCCACCACUGGGUUACACCUUUGUCUCACCACGUGGGAUGGCGACGGCGCAGCCCAACUCCCACUCGCUGCUGCACAAUGCGGGGCUCAAUCUGCGUGAGACCCCAGCCACCCUGCGGCCCUUCCUGUUCGGGCCCCGGGGUGAAGGAGUGGAUCCCCAACUGUACGUCACGAUCACCAUCUCUAUCAUCAUUGUCCUGGUUGCCACUGGGAUCAUAUUCAAGUUCUGCUGGGACCGUAAUCAGAAGCGCCGGCGCCAUUCUGGGCAGCAGAGCGGUGGGAGGCAGCAGGACAGCCAGCAGCCCCUCACAGACCUGUCCCCCACUGCCAUCAGCAUCCUGGGGCCCUACAGUGACUCCCUAGCACCCACCCCUGAAGCGGAGGAACCCAGGCAGGGGCAGGAGGGUGUAGAGAAACUGGGGGGCCAUGGGAAAAGCACCGCCUUCCAGCUCAACCGAAUUCCACUGGUGAACCUGUGAUGCAGAUGGGAGAAGCAGAGCUGGCUCCCCGACCCUCCUGCCACAGCGGGGAGCCCACGCUUCUGCCACCUCUGCUACCCCAGGAAAAAAACAAUCUCCUUGUGCCACGGCCCGCUGCCACAGUCGUUAACUAACUCCACCAGGAUGUGCCUGGGCAAAUGGACGAGCUGGGUCUUGCUAGCAUCCUGAGGGGGAAGGUUGGAGGCCACCUUGCAGGACGGCAUGCGGAGCGAGCAGGACGUGGGAGGGGAGGCAGCUGUUGGUUUUGUGAAGUCAUAGCCUGCCCUGCCUUUCUCCUCGCACACACACACACACGCUCUCCGACCUCUGCGACUCUGCCACCAGUGCAUGCCUGACAAAGGGGUAGGUGAGGUGGAAAGGCGUCCCCUUGUCCCCCUGUCCCCAUGACCCCUCUGUGUGUCCCUUCCUGUGUCGUGUGCUUUGAUGUGAAUGUCUGGAGUUCAGUGGCUGCAGCUUCACCUCUGGGCUUGGGAUCAGGUAGUGUCAGACUCUCCUGUUCCCAAGGCCUUGGCUUUCCUGAGGGCCCGAAGGCGAAUCUUGGGAAGAAGAGGCUCACAUAGCACCUGUCCCUCUCAGCUAUCCAUUUCCUUGAAGGAAGCAUUACCCCACCUUUGAUAUUCACAUCUUCCCAUUUUCUUUCUGCCUAGCACUCCUCUGUUUUCUGUCUUCAGCUUGUAUCUUUCUUCAUCUUAGUUCCCAGCGUUUCUAUUUUUUUCUCUCAGUUCCUCCUCCCCUUUUCUCUUGCCAGUUAAGGUUGGAAAAAGUUCCUUUAGUUUUCCAAAUGUUUAGAUCCCUUGGAAGUCUCCUUGGUGCUCCGUUCUGCCCCCUCAGUCUCCUUCAUCAAGGUUUUAUCUCUACUCUGUGGUGAUGUUCAUCAGAAAAUCAGAGUUGAAGCCUUCUGGGCAUUUAGCAAGAGUCCUGUCCAUUGAGAUCCUGCUGAAGCAGCGAAAAUGCAGCAAGCAGAUACAGCUGCGUACGAGGAGUGUGAGCUUUGCUGGGCUGUGGUAGGGAAUUGCUUUUUGACACUUGUGCUGCAGGCAAUGAGCAGCAGAGAUGACUCUAUUUGCUUGGGAUGGAAAAGAGCGAUUUAGAGAGCUUUGGGGGCUGACAUGCGCUAUUGGGAGGUCUCUUUUGGAAUGCCUUGUGAUGGGAGAGCCCUGAGGCAAUGCUCACCAAGGGCAUGAGAGAGGGGUACUUAUGUGCCGCCAGACACGGGGGUGCCAACUUCCCUGACCACACAUUGUUAGCAACAGUUGUUUCCCCCCCUUGGCUUUUGUGGAUACCUUCAAAUAAAUUCGCAGACUAACAUAGCAGCCACUGAACUGCAGAAUGAUACAAAUUUAGGUAAGGUUGCCCCAAGACCUAAUGGACUGAUGGGUCCAGAGACAGGAACUCGGCCACCAUUUUAAGGCUGUAGUGUAUGGCACAAGGUCUCUGACAAAAAAUUAUCUUUUAUCUCCAAUAAUAGGAAAUGGCCUUUCCCCCUUUAUCUCUGUAGUAAAAGCAUAUUCUUGACAGGACAAAGCACAGGGAGUUUCCUACAGGGUCUGGUUCUGCCCAUUUACCCAGCUGAACGACUAGUGAUCUCAGGUCCCACCUGGCUCACUGUGAAGGACAUUUAAAUGAGAGGGUAACUUACAAUAAGCUUCAUGGAAAACAGUAGAGAUUUGGAGAAAAUGACAGGUCAAAUAAAAUUAUCGGCUUAUUAGAAGCACAGAAUGGAUGAAAGAUGUAGGUGGAAAAGGACUCUGGAGGUCUCUAAUCUAAGCACAGGCUGAGUCUCCACUCUCAGCAGUGGAUAUUAUUGCUUCACUGUAAACCAAUCUAUUACUGAGCUUUUUCUUCACUGAGGCCCCUCUCGAGGCUUUAGUGGACAUUUCAAGUUGCGGACAGACAAACAAGGGAGCCCCUGACUCUUCCUGCCUGCUGCCCUGCUCCCACCACCCCUGAGUGCAGGUCAGGGCUGUUCCCCCUCGCACUGGCAUGAACAGAGCUGGAGAGGGACGUCUGCACGCAGCCUGCAAAGGGCUGCAUCAGUUAUUCCUGGCAGUUUACAAUAUAAUGCCUUCAACUCGUUUAAGUAAUCCUCCAGACCGGGCUAAUUAGAUUGCUCUUUGAUCAAUAGCGCUCAUUGAAACAAGGCCAGAGUUUAGACUCUACCACUUCAAGGGCUGUCCUUGGACUUUCCACAUGCUGUGUUCGAGAGAAGCCCUGUGAGAAAGUGGCAGGGCACUGCAGAAGGGGUAGUGAAAACCUUUUCCAACACUUGCUGCAGGAAAGCCCUGUGCUCUGCUGGACAUGCUUUGUAAACUCUGCAAACACAUCAGAUUUCAGUGUUUUGUUUUGUUUUCCUUUAAUGUGUCUUUGUUCCUUUUUAAAGUAUCUCCAAGGAAUGAAACCUUUCAUGGACAUUGUGGUAAGAUGGAAGCAGGGAAAUGCUGUGAAGAAAGCUCUUAAAAUAACAGAAGCUUGGAAACGCUGAACAUCUUUUCCAACACCAACUAUUCUAGCCAAACAUGUUUUUAUCAUGGUCAUUCACUCACGUGAAACAGGUUAAAUAUGGGAAAAACCUUCACUGUCCUUCCAACAUUCAAAACAUUCAAAAUGUGUUCGGACACAAGUUUCUUCCAGUCAAUAAAUAAUCUCACUGCA
Lagopus leucura (white-tailed ptarmigan) is the source of this 5362-nucleotide messenger RNA. It is a transcript of the gene PIANP, whose product is annotated as PILR alpha associated neural protein. The record is from RefSeq and is a predicted model, not a curated record. The coding region runs from base 1775 to 2689 and encodes 304 amino acids. Lineage: Eukaryota; Metazoa; Chordata; Aves; Galliformes; Phasianidae. The transcript is spliced from 7 exons. Gene Ontology annotation, biological process: regulation of immune response. Gene Ontology annotation, cellular component: membrane.